AUGCGACGAGCGAGGAGAACCCUCGCGUCGUCCACGUGGCGUUCGAUCCGCUCUUGGCAGAGGUGGAGCAGCAGCACGACGACCGCGCGUGCGAGUGGUGGCUACGCGCGCCUGCACGGCGCGCGGAAGCCGUUCCGCGUACACUCCGACGACCCGCGGAAGCGCCACCUGCACGGCGAAGGCGUGGGCGUGGGGGACGAGGAGGCGGACGACGGGACGCUAGAGGGGAGCGAGCUGGCGGAACGACUUGAGGCACGACCACUCGAGCCUCUCCUCUCCCGCCGCCUCUCCCCUUGGGGCUCUCCACUCAACCCCCAACGCCAUCUUCCCCCACCCUUCUCCCAUACUUCCCCCUCACUUCUAACGCUCCCCCUUCCCCUCUGCAGACAACUUGCUGCAGCUGAGGGAGGUGACAGCAGCUAA
Messenger RNA from Closterium sp. NIES-65, 423 nucleotides. The record is from the annotation of a GenBank genome assembly. NCBI's taxonomy places the organism in Eukaryota, Viridiplantae, Streptophyta, Zygnematophyceae, Desmidiales, Closteriaceae.